AUGGCCACACCACUUUCGGCAGCAGAUCUUCAGAAGAAGCACAACUUGGAAGGAGCUCCGGAUCCUUUCCCUUCUCUGAACGACACCCCGGUUAAAGUUUCUUCGUCGACACCAGUGCCUUCGAGGCAAGAGUUGGACACCAACUCCCACACGGCCUUUCCUUCGCUUUCGAAUGGCUCACCUGCCGCCAAUGGCACGCCGAAGGCAGCAUGGGGCAAUGGACCGCGCAUCAAGCCCACUGCUGUAAAGCCCACUGGCGUUACAGAGACAUUCACGUUAGGUGCUUUGGACUUAUCCCCCGGGAAGGACGGCAAGCCCGCUACCCUUGGAGAGAUCAUGAAACAGGUCAUGGCCAAGUACAAAGUCAAACUCGAAGCCUCCGGGAACCAAAAGAGUCGGCAAACUACGUUCCAGAUCAAGGCAGACACGCAGAAAGAUCUUGACAAGGCAAAGCGUAGCCUCAUCGCGCUCCUUAGCCCCAUCACGACUCGUAUUCUUCAAGCACCUGCUUCCACCAUUGCUACUAUUAUUGGACCCAAAGGAGCAACAUUGAAACAAAUUCGUGACCAGACCGGUGUCAGGGUUGACAUUCCUCCCAAGGAUUCUUUGGUUCCUCCCAGUGCGAACGGUGGAGCCAGCGGUGCUUCUUCAGGCAAGGCUACGCCUAUUCAAGGCGACGAAGAUGAGGAGCCAAUGAUACCAAUUACGCUCACUGGGUCUGAGUCUUUGGUAGACGAGGCGCAAGCAUUGCUGAACCAGAUCAUCUCCCAGAAGACCUCCAAGUCUACUCAGCGCGUUCGUGACAUUCCGGAACACAUCUUGCCUUUCGUCAUUGCCCGAAGGCCUGCCUUCCUUGCUGUUGCUGAGGGUGGGGAUGUUCAACUUCAACUCAACCAGGCUGCCUCCGAGAUCACGGUUUCUGGCGAUCGAGAGGUGGUCACACGAGUUAUCGAAUCUAUCAAGGCCACUAUCGAAGGUUUCAAAGCCAGUCUCACCCACAUCAAGUAUCCUCUACCUAAGCGUCAGCACCGUUUGCUACUAGGAAAGUCUGGCGAAGAGAUUAUGGCUAAGAGCAAGUGCGCGGUCGUCGUCCCUAAACCUGAUGAUCCUACGGAAGACAUUGUCAUCUGGGGUGCUCCGAUUGAUCUUGGAGGUGCUGUCGGUGCUGUCAUCACUCAGGCUAACUCGCAACAUAUCGAGGAAGUACCUAUCCCCGGGUCAAUCGACUUGGCGAAACGAUUGGUUACUUACCUCACACGCAUUCAAUACGUUAAAUCUCUUACGGCAGAGCACCCUGCGGUUAAUGUUUAUUUGCCCACGACGGCUGCUGCUGAGAAGGCGCAGAAGUUGACUGUCGACGUUGUCGGUGACAAGGCUGCCGUCGAACCCGUUGCGUCUAAGAUCCUAGCAUUCUUUGUCACCCUUAGCGACGCUACUACUGUUGUACCUGUCGACUUCCUUGUUCACCGUGCGCUUCAAGGCAAGAAUGCUAAGAGGCAUGUUCUUCAUCAACUUUACGAGGCGCAUAACGUCAAUGUCUACUUCCCUAACGAAUCGGCAGAGGACUCUAAUGUCUUCCUGGUCUAUGAUACUUUUUCCCCUUCAGCGUCGGCGUCGUCUGCUGACAAGAAGAAGCACUUGGAUGAGGUCUCUCAAGAAAUCUCCAAACUUGCCAAGGAAGUUGCCGAUGUCAAGAGCGAGACCAUCUCUGUCGACAAGAAGUGGCACGAUGCUGUUGCCGGUCCUAACGGCACUACACUUAACGCGAUUAUCGGCGAGGACAAGGCAUUGUCGAUCAAGAUCGGUGCGGAGGCUGGAGAUCCCACUUCUCAAGACGUUAUCAAGGUCCGCGGCACCAGCUCUGAUGUCUCCUCUGCUAUCAAGAAGAUCCUCGAGAUAGUUGAGAAGGCUAAGAACGACGAAAUCGAGAGCAGCUACUCCACCACUUUCGAAAUCGACAGGGAAUAUGUUGGUCGUAUCGUUGGCUCUCAAGGCUCAGGCAUCAACAAACUGCGCGAUCAGCUUGGCGUCAAAGUCGAUGUUUCGGACGAACCUGACAACCAGGAUAAGGACGGCGGCAAGAAGAAGAAAGCCCUUCACCAGAAAUCCAAGGUCACGAUUGUCGGGCGCAAGGAGAAUGCUGAAGAGGCCAAGAAACGGAUCCAGGCUCAUGUCGACAGAAUGGCCGAUGAAACGUCUGAGAUUCUAAAGAUUCCUGCUCAGUUUCACCCUUCGCUCAUUGGUCAAAGUGGCAAGUAUGCUAUCCGGCUGGAAGACAAGUACUCUGUCAAGAUCACUUUCCCUCGCUCGACACCUGACAACGGUGAAGGUCGGACUCGUGAACAGCUGAAGGCCGACGAAGUCUUGGUCAAGGGUGGUAGGAAGGGUGUUGCCAGCGCGAAGCAAGAGCUCCUUGAUGCUUUGCAAUUCGAAAAGGAAGCGAACGAGGUCAUCAAAUUCAGCGUCCCCAACCGCGCAGUAGCUCGUAUCCUUGGUCGUGGUGGCGCUACCGUUAAUGAGAUCAAGAACAACACCGGCGCCGCCAUCGAUGUAGUGAAGGGAUCCGACGCUGACUCGAAUACCACGAUCACUCUUCGCGGAACCAGUGUAGCCAUCAAUGAAGCCAAGGCAGCUAUUUUGGAAAUCUCGAACUCGGUCGUCGAGGAGGUUACGGAGACGGUCAACAUCGAAACCAAGUUCCACCGCACCAUCAUUGGCGCUGGUGGUCAAGGCUUGAAGGAACUUAUUGCUCGCUGCGGUGGUCCUUCCGACCAAAAGGCACAGGCUGGUCUUAUUCGUUUCCCCCGCCCUGGAGAACCAUCCGACGACGUCGUGCUGCGCGGCGAAGCGAAAUUGGUACAGAAGCUCAAGGCUGAAGUCGAAAAGGUCGCUGCAGAGCUUCGUGAUCGGGUUGUACUUGGAGUCGAUAUUCCCGCGAUGCAGCAUCGGGCAAUGAUUGGGCGAGGCGGACAACAUCUGAACGAGCUUCAAGAGCGUACUCAUACCCAAGUUCAGUUCCCUGGAUCCCGCUCUUACAACCAAGUUGGAGACCCGGAGAAUGUCGAAGAACUCAAGGAUGCGGACCCCGCUAACAUCAUCAAGGUCUCCGGUCCUCGCGCCGCCUGUCUCAAUGCCAUUGAGAGCCUGAAGGCGCAAGUAAAACCCCCUCCAGCUGCAGCCAUCACGGACACCGUCGAAGUACCUUUGAAGUAUCACCACGCCAUCUCUCAGCAAGGACAAUUCUUCCGUACACUCCGCUCCUUUGGUGUUCAGAUUGAUCAGUCGGCCCAUCCUCAGAAAUCGGCAAUUCCCACUCGCCCUGAAGCUACUCCCGCCCCUACGGCUCGUAUCGAUGAAGUUGAGGAGGACGUAGAAACGGGUGUUCAAUGGGAAGUCAUUCCGAAUUACCAGGACGCCGAAGAAGGCAACUCGAUUUGGACUCUAAAAGCUCAUGAUCAAGCUGGACUGGAGCAGGCAUUGAAAUCGAUCGCAGAUGCUAUAGCCCAGGCCGAAAGGAUGACUCAUGUUGGUUUCUUGACAUUGCCCAACCGUUCCAGUUUCCCCAAAAUUGUUGGCACCAAAGGCUCAAACGUCUCUCGCCUCCGCGUUGACACUGGCGCGGAUAUCACUGUCAGCCGUGACACGAAUACUAUUGUCAUCAUUGGUGCCGAAGCUGAUAUCCUUGCUGCAAAAGAUGCUAUCCUCAAUAUUGCCUCUAACCCAGGACGUGGUCAGCGCCGCAACCGCGAUUAG
This is a messenger RNA of Pleurotus ostreatus (oyster mushroom), 3753 nucleotides long. RefSeq lists its product as uncharacterized. Gene Ontology annotation, molecular function: mRNA binding. Bases 1 to 3753 code for a protein of 1250 amino acids. Gene Ontology annotation, biological process: nuclear division. The transcript has 13 exons. The record is from RefSeq and is a predicted model, not a curated record. Gene Ontology annotation, cellular component: nucleus; cytoplasm. Lineage: Eukaryota; Fungi; Basidiomycota; Agaricomycetes; Agaricales; Pleurotaceae.